This is a messenger RNA of Zymoseptoria tritici IPO323, 369 nucleotides long. RefSeq lists its product as uncharacterized. The annotation marks the transcript as partial. The transcript has a single exon. Lineage: Eukaryota; Fungi; Ascomycota; Dothideomycetes; Mycosphaerellales; Mycosphaerellaceae. The record is from RefSeq and is a predicted model, not a curated record.
UUCAAGCAUGGACCACUCCGCGAUUCGGAAACGCAAAUCCGGCUGAUCAGGCUCAAACCCGGACGACAAGACGAUAACAUCGAGCUCGAGCUCUCCACAUGGAACUUUGCAAAUGCACCAGAAUACCACGCCAUCUCAUAUACCUGGGGCGCGGAUGUCAGACGUAUCAUCUUCAUCAAUGGCCUGGCUCACUGGGUCCGACACAACUGCCAUUAUGCUUUGAUGCAGGCACGACUGCACUAUCCGGAGACGUACAUUUGGUUGGACUCGAUUUGCAUCGACCAGGGUGCGAACAAAGAAAAAUCUCAUCAGGUCGCGAUGAUGAAAGACAUUUAUGUCAAAGCUGAUUGGGUCCUGGCUUGUAUCGGA